UGCUGAAACAACCUCGUGAAUCAACUAAUAAGGCACAGAAACGCUCUGGACCCACAGUCACUCGGGUUACAGUCAACACAGCGUGUAAAACACUGGUCUGAAUUCACCCAUAACACAGCAGCCACCUUCUCUCCUGCCCGGACCGUCCGCAGCUUUUCUCCGCGCACUGCGCUGACUCUGCAGAAGGAAAUCAUCGGGGGAGUGUAGGAAGGCGUUUUUUUUGCGUUUUUCUCAAGGUAGGACAAGCAGUUACAGCCCAGCUUCUGGUUGCCAGAGAUCCCCACUGUCUCCUUGACUUCUUCCGUUUACGGUUUGGGAAAAGAAGAGGGGACAGAGUGUCGUGUGGUGGCGCGUUCCUUUCCGUGAGACCGACGCGUUUCCAAACGUCUUAACGCGCGUUUUUUUCAACGAAGCAGCGAGGACACAGAGAUUCUCGGGAUUAAAAAAACAGUGAUUGUUUUCCUGCGUUGCAGCUAAAACUGUCAUAAACUGCGAUGAUAAGUUUGUGAAAAGAACACCGACCGCGAAUCACCUCAGACUGCGUGCAGCACUGAAGAGGAGAAAGUUCCCCACUUGAGGGCGAAAUCAGACUUUUUUGAGGACGCCAAGUUUGAAAAGUGCCAGGAGCCCCGGGGUCUGUCAGAUACAACAUGCAGAAAUGUCCAAGGAGGCAGAGUUGGAUGUGAGAAGCAGUGAGUGCGACACAGUCCCACAAGAGCCCAGCACAGACCCAGAGCCGCCCAGGCCACCUCCAGCUCAGGCUAACGGACCCACCGGCACCGCUGGCGAUUGCACGAGCAUCCCCUCCAGUAGCCACAGUAGCAGCAGCACCAGCAGCAGCAGCAGCAGAAGUGGUCUGGGUGGCAUUAGCAUCGUUAGCAGCAGCGCUGAGGGAGCAGGCGAAAGCUCCAUGCAGUUCAGCACCAGACCGCCUAGUGCUGAGCAGCCGGGCUUCAUGGGGACAUGGCAGCAGCAGAGCACUGACAGCAACCUCCUCUACAGAAUGUCCCAGCAGGGUGCUGUAACGCGGCUUCCUUUGAAGUGCGACAGGUCGACUAUGGGCCGAGACCUGGAAGAGGCCAUUCGCUGCACACUGGUGAACUGCACAUGUGAGUGUUUCCAGCCAGGGAAGAUUCACCUACGGACAUGUGACCAGUGCAAGCAUGGCUGGGUAGCUCACGCUUUGGACAAGCUCAGCACCCAGCACCUGUACCACCCGACCCAGGUGGAGAUCGUUCAGUCCAAUGUGGUGUUCGACAUCAGCAGCCUGAUGCUGUAUGGCACCCAGGCCGUACCCGUCAGGCUCAAGAUCCUUCUCGACCGCCUCUUUUCCGUGCUGAAGCAGGAAGAGGUGCUGCACAUCCUGCAUGGCCUGGGCUGGACCCUCCGAGACUACGUCAGGGGCUACAUACUGCAGGAUGCUGCAGGCAAGGUGCUGGACCGCUGGACCAUCAUGUCCCGAGAAGAGGAGAUCAUCACCCUGCAGCAGUUCCUGCGCUUUGGUGAGACCAAGUCCAUUGUGGAGCUGAUGGCCAUUCAGGAGAAGGAAGGUCAGGCAGUUACAGUUCCCUCCUCCAAGACAGACUCCGGGAUUAGGACAUUCAUUGAAAGCAACAACAGGUCCCGCAGCCCAGGGCUCCUGACACAUCUGGAAAACAGUAGCCCAUCCAGCAUUCAUCAUUUUGAGAAUAUUCCUAACAGCUUAGCCUUCCUCCUGCCCUUCCAAUACAUCAACCCAGUCUCUGCCCCCAUGCUCGGCUUACCCCCCAAUGGCUUACCUAUGGAGCAGUCUGCUCUCCGGCUUCGGGAGCCCAGCCUGCCAAACCAAGGUGAACAGGUGGAUACCAGUGAGUCAGAAGUUUCCCUGUCACCCUUCCGCACAGGCCAGAGCCCUAGCCGUGGAGCCCUGGGAGCCAUGAACAACAUUGAACCCAAGACAGAGCCCAACAACAGGGCAUCACCCAUCUCACCAACCCCUUCCACCCAGCAGGCUCAACAACAGCAGCAACAACAGACACAGCUCCAGCAGCAACAGCAGCAGGGCCAACAGCAGUCCCAGUCCCAACCUCAGCAACCCAACAGCUUGGGUGACCACCAAGUCCACCAUCACUUUGUAAAGGAUGAGCACUCUAAAACUAUCACCCAUGCUUCAUUUUCCUCCAAGAUGCAUCGCAUGCGUCGCAUGGGAUCCACCUCACGGAAGGGUCGUGUGUGCUGCAACUCUUGUGGCAAAACCUUUUAUGACAAAGGCACGCUUAAGAUACAUUAUAAUGCUGUACACCUGAAGAUUAAACACCGUUGCACCAUUGAGGGCUGCAAUAUGGUCUUCAGCUCACUACGCAGCCGCAACCGCCACAGUGCCAAUCCAAAUCCACGGUUGCACAUGCCCAUGCUGCGCAAUAACCGUGACAAGGACCUCAUUCGUGGCAAUUCAACCCCUGGUACACCUGUCAUCUCAAGCACCAAGAAUGGUGGCUUCACACUCACCAGCCCUGGAAGGCCACCACUUGGCUUCACUACUCCACCAGUAGACUCUAUGCUUCAGUCACCCCUACAAAGCCCACUGGUAUUCCCCUCCUUGAAGUCAGUGCAGCCAGUCCAGCCAGUGCCCCCAUUCUACCGUACACUAUUGUCCCCUGCAGACCUUGUCAGUCCUCCAGUGUCACUGCCCACCAGCCCCAUCCUGCCCACCACCACCAACAGUACCACCCUGAUGGACCAACAACAGAUCCUGGCUGCUGCAGCUGCGGCUUCGCACAAUAAUGUCCAUAUGUCAGAGGCAGGAGCCAUGUCCCACCGCUUAAAUACACCUGGUGCCAAUCACGAUAUCACCACUGGCAGCAUAGACCCCACGCCCAAAAAGAAGCCUCGUAAAUCUAGCAUGCCAGUGAAGAUUGAGAAGGAAGUAAUUGAUGUGGCAGAUGAAUAUGAGGACAGAGAUGAUGAUGACGAUGAUAACCUACACCAUAAUCACCACCAUCACCAGUCCCUUCUUCACAACAGCAUCAAAAUGAAUGGUAACUGUAACAGCAACAACAACAGCGGCAGUGGUACUGGCAACCACAGUGGUGGAAGUGGACAGCAAUCCCCCUCCCAGGAUGAGAUGAGCCCUGGCUUAGCUCUGAGAGGCAUGUUGAGACAGAGUGAAGAUGAAUGCCGGGAAGGAACUGGUAGUGACAGCAGGGGUGGAAAUGAUCUCCAAGGCUCUGGCGAGCUACGUUGUAUGGACAGCUUCACCUCUGAGGACCAGGACCAUGAGAGAGACUUUGAGAAUGAGUCUGAAACCUCUGAUUCUAAAAUGUUCUACCGUGAUGAACUGAUAGAUGUGGAGGAACAGCAAAAACACAUCAGGGGCGGAAGGGGUCUGGACAAGGAACAGAACAAUGAGGGUGGUGAAGACACACAUUUGAGAAAGGAAAUGGAAGGCAAAGGCCAUUCCUCACCCUCCCCUCAUCAGCCCCCUAUCAAGAUCAAGGAAGAACUCAAUGAUCCUACUUACGACAUGUUCUGCAUGGGCCAGUAUGGCCUCUACAAUGGAGGCAUGGCUGCGGCUGCUGCCGCGGCCGCAAGCAUGGCUGCUCUACAUGAAAGUUUCAUCUCUUCAAUGAGCUACGGUGCAAGCCCACCCAAAUUCCCUUCUUCUCAAUCACCAGAGGGAGACCCAUGCUCAAGUCCUGACCCCAAGAUCUGCUAUGUUUGUAAGAAGAGUUUCAAGAGCUCUUAUAGCAUGAAACUGCACUACAAGAAUGUGCACCUCAAAGAGAUGCAUGUGUGCACUGUGGCUGGCUGCAACGCUGCCUUCCCUUCCCGGCGGAGCCGAGACAGGCACAGCUCCAACAUCAACCUGCACCGCAAACUGCUGACCAAAGAGCUGGACGACAUUGUCCUGGACCCCCAACUCACGCCACUGCCCAAGGACCUGCGAGCCGAGUUACUGGCCAAGAUCUACGCCGGGCACCACAUGGGCUUGGACCCUAUGGCCGGGAUGGGCAUCGGAGGCGGCAGCCUUGGGCCCACUGGUCUGAACCACAAUGUCCGUUCCCACACGAGCAUCGAGUAUCCCCACCACCUUCUCAACCAAAACCUUAAAAACCACCACACCAACGGCUUCUCCCGGGGCCAGCCAGACGACUACAUGGUGUUGGACCUGAGUACCACAUCCAGUGUUCAAUCCAGCAGCAGUAUCCACUCCUCACAUGAGUCAGAUGAGGGCAGCGAUGAAGGCAUCCUAUUGGAUGACCUGGAGGAGGAGGAGGGAGAAGAGGAUGAGGAGGAGGGCAACAGUGAGGGGGAGGACUGCUCCCAGCGUGCCGAGGGGCGGGCUGAAGGGAGGCAUCGGGAUGAGACUGGAGAACUAAGAGGAGAAGGACAUGGCGAGGGGUUGGGACCUUCCUCCUCACCAUUCCUUCUUUCAUCCACCGGGGGCAGUAACGGUGGCAGCAGUGGGAUCCUCUGCAGCAUCUGCCACAAAAUGUACAGCAACAAAGGGACCCUGCGUGUGCACUACAAGACUGUGCACCUGCGCGAGAUGCAUAAGUGCAAAAUCCCCGGUUGCAACAUGGUUUUCAGCUCUGUGCGCAGCCGUAACCGACACUCUCAGAAUCCCAACCUCCAUAAAAACAUGCCCUUCUCUACAAUAAUAGACUAAAUAAUGACUUGCUACUCUACCCUGCUGUCAGUCUGCCCGCUCCUCCCUUCAUUCCUCAUCCUUAUUCCUCCUCAAAUUAGCUUUUAACCCCAGCCCAGGGCCAUCAAAUACAAGCUAAAUGCCUGUAUGCCUCCUGCCCGUCCUCUGUAAGUCACUGCAAGACAUCUCUACGUCCCUCUAUAAAAUUCAUUGACUCUAAAUACAGUUUAUUAUCGUGACCUUUGACUUUUCCUCCUUUGGAAGAACAGGAUGACACUCUUGAGCAUAGAGUUUGCUUUAUAACAAAACUCCAGUUGCUGUUUUUUUUCCAUAAGCCCCUCCAUCUUUCCUUUCGGACGUCUCCCCACUUUGUUUUUAUGUCCGUCUCCAAAGAAUCUAUUCAAACUCUUAUUUGUGACUUUGCCUGCAGAAAUGAUAGUAUUGAAAAAAAAAAGAAAAUCUUCUUGUUGUAUUUGUGUAAUGAUAGCUUUUAAAUGAACCCCUUACAAAAGCAUGACAACUUCAUUUGUAAAUAAUGUCCCAAGAGGCUUUUGGUGUAAAAGAGUUGUGUUGAUGGUUGUUUGCUUCUUUUUUCUCUCUCUUUAUGGUUUUAUGUUACAGUCCAGUACAAUACUUCCAGCUAUAGGCAAGAAAGAGGUAGCAUCUUACUAGCUUGACUCAUUUAUGUUAGCUUCAAAGACACGUUUUAAACCGAGUCCUAGGGAAAAAAAAGAAUACCAUGUGGCUUGUUUUAUCUACUUGUUAGAUAUUCAGAGGUUGCCGGCAUGCUUUUUUAGGCUCCUACACUGAUAUCAUUCUCUGUAUUUCUAUUGAUUUCUUUUUGUCUGUUAUGUUUAUGAGCUUUAGUAUACCAAUUCAGUUUUUGCACUUUGCAUCUAUACAAGGGGAUGUGUAAUAUUAUUAUAAUGAGGACUUUGCAAUGGAAAGUUUAGGUCAUUGAUGGCUACAGUGCCAGGGGAAAUGACAGUACCUUCAACAUACUUGUGCCAGUUUCUUUUUGCACGCGCUCAGUUUCAAACACAGUUUCAAAAAAGAAAACAUCUUGCCUCCCUGAACAAAACCUGAGAUCUUCCCCCAUUGCUAAACAACGUGUUCAGAAAGUGUCUCCA
Messenger RNA from Micropterus dolomieu (smallmouth bass), 5757 nucleotides. It is a transcript of the gene bnc2, whose product is annotated as basonuclin 2. Lineage: Eukaryota; Metazoa; Chordata; Actinopteri; Centrarchiformes; Centrarchidae. Bases 659 to 4648 code for a protein of 1329 amino acids. The record is from RefSeq and is a predicted model, not a curated record. Gene Ontology annotation, biological process: regulation of DNA-templated transcription. The transcript has 7 exons. Gene Ontology annotation, cellular component: nucleus.